This is a messenger RNA of Peromyscus maniculatus bairdii (prairie deer mouse), 1589 nucleotides long. Lineage: Eukaryota; Metazoa; Chordata; Mammalia; Rodentia; Cricetidae. The record is from RefSeq and is a predicted model, not a curated record.
UAAUGGCAACAGCUGAGGUACUGAAUAUUGGGAGAAAACUCUAUGAGCGUAAGACAAAAAAAGUCUAUAAAUUGUUAGAUAAUCCAGGAAGAGUCCUCCUGCUGUCCAAGGACCAGAUUACAGCAGGAAAUGCAGCUAGAAAGAACCACCUGGAAGGCAAAGCCACAAUCUCUAUCAAGAUUACCAGCUGUAUUUUUCAGUUGUUAGAGGAUGUCUGUAUCAAAACCGCUUUCACCAAGAAAUAUGGGGAGACUGCUUUCAUUGCAUCCCAAUAUGAAAUUAUUCCAAUUGAAUGGGUGUGCCAAAGAAUAGCAACUGGAUCUUUUCGCAAAAGGAAUCCUGGUGUAAAGGAGGGGUAUAAAUUUUACCCACCAAAGGGGGAGAUGUUCUUCAAGGAUGAUGCCAAUAAUGACCCACAGUGGUCUGAAGAGCAGCUCAUUGCUGCAAAGUUUUGCUUUGCUGAACUUGUUAUAGACCAGACUGAAGUGGACAUCAUGAGUCAUGCUGCACAAGCUAUUUUUGAAAUACUGGAGAAAUGUUGGCUGCCCCAGAACUGUACACUGGUCCAUAUGAAUAUUGAAUUUGGUGUUGAUGUAACCACCAAAGAGAUUGUUCUUGCUGAUGUUAUCGAUAAUCAUUCCUGGAGACUCUGGCCAUCAGGAGAUUGGAGCCAGCAGAAAGACAAACAGUCUUACCGUGACCUCAAGGAGGUAACUCCAGAAGGACUCCAGAUGGUAAAGAAAAACUUUGAGUGGGUUGCAGAUCGAGUGCAGUUGCUUCUGAAGUCAGACAGUCAGCGGUGCAGGGUCGUAGUGCUGAUGGGUUCAACUUCGGACCUUGGGCACUGUGAGAAAAUUAAGAAGGCCUGUGGGAAUUUUGGGAUUCCGUGUGAACUUCGAGUAACAUCUGCCCAUAAAGGACCAGAUGAAACUUUGAGGAUUAAAGCAGAAUAUGAAGGGGAUGGCAUACCUACUCUAUUUGUCGCAGUGGCAGGCAGAAGCAAUGGUUUGGGCUCAGUGAUGUCUGGUAAUACUGCAUAUCCAGUUAUCCGCUGUCCCCCCAUCACACCAGACUGGGGUGUUCAGGAUGUCUGGUCAUCUCUUCGAUUGCCCAGUGGUCUUGGCUGUUCAACUAUACUUUCUCCAGAAGUAUCUGCUCAGUUUGCUGCUCAGAUAUUUGGGUUAAACAACCAUUUGGUGUGGGCCAAACUUAGAGCCAGCAUAGUGAACACAUAGAUAUCUUUAAAGCAAGCUGACAAGAAAAUCAGAGAAUGCAAUUUGUAAAAGUAAUUUUUAGGAGAAAAGUUACACAUUCCUAGUUUGGAUUAAAAAGAAAAGAAUUCAAGCAAAAUGGUUUCACAUCAGAGAAAACAAUUCAAUUUACUAGUGAACAAAUGAUCCUAGGUGUAUGGGUUGACAGAUUGUCAAUGAUAUUUAUUACUGAUAUUCUCUAGCUCUGAAUAGUGAUGUAUCCCUGUAACCUCAUUACACCAGAGGCUGAGGCAGAAGAUCUAUAUGUUGAGAUCCUACUGAAAAAAAAAACUAUAGUUAGUAAAAUUGGUAUGACACUAUUAAAUUAUAUACCACCUA